AUGGGCCUUUGUGCCACGAAGCUGGUGGACUUUCUGAACAAGGUCUGCCACUGGAAGAUGAUCGCCUGCAAUGCCAGCAACUUCGGCCGCUUCGGCGACCAGCGGGAGCAGCAGAUUGCUAUCCGCUACGAUGAUUUCAAGCACAAGGAUUGUGUCCAUGUGCUGGUGGAAUUGCGUGACGUGGGCUACAUCGAGGUUUCGGGCCUCGAGGACGCGUCGUCGACGGUGGCGAAGGCAGUGCAUGAGUUCAUCACCCACCAGUGGCACUGCUCAGAGUACCGGAACAAUAUCUUCGAAGCUUUCAGUGCCAAGUACUGUGACCGAAAAUACAGGACUCCUCCCAACUUCUACCUGCGGGAGGGCUUGCGGAACACCUUGGGCCGCCGCACCAUUGAGCUAGCAACCUUCAUGUCCGCACAAGGGUGGGAGCUGGCUGCAUGCAACGGAGGAAGCCUCUAUUUGCCGAAGCAAAAGCAGAGAUACUCUCACAUCCUGGCCUUCGAGAGGUCCGGUGACGGCCUGGUCCGCGAGAACCAGAUCAAGUUCGUGGGUGAUGGCACCGUCGGUUCCACACCGCUGACAGCGCGCCCGCUGCUGCUGGUCGAGUUUCGGACGCUGCCGGGAUGCGAUGCGAUGGGGCGAGCCUUUCUGGAGCAGCUUGGCGGCGUUUCACCAGGCUUUGCCUGUGAAGCUUUCCAAAUGAAGGAGGCCACCUUGAAGUGCAAGGAAGGCCUAAGUGUCUCGCUGCAAGGGCAGCCAUCACUGGCACGAGAGGCACAAAUGGUCUUUCGCUUUCGAGACCGCAGUCGGGAUGUCUUUGUCUCCAGUGGACAGGCGUCCCUGCUCCGGCGUCCGCCCAUGAUGGCACCCGGGUACUGGACGGAGCCCGGGAAGGCUGGGAUGGUGGCACAGGAGGUGGUCCCUGCGAGUAGUGAAGAACUGGUGAUGCUUCAAGAGGUCUUGGAUGGAACCUACAAGGCGAAGCGCACGCGGGACCGUCUGGGACAACCGGUGCCGUCGCGCUUGGUCGUGGUGGCCGCCCUGCGCUCGGAGACGCCCGAGCUGUGGGACCGCUAUGCUCGCCGAAGACAGCGCCUGGAACAAGAACUGAAGGGCGAGAAGGACCUGGUCACACCGGUGACCUUGGCUGCCAGCUUGGGCCUUACGUUGCGCUGCAUCCACGAGGACCGCGGCAAUGCCAGCAAUGAAGCGUACCUCCUUCACGGAAGCAAUCCGACUUCUGCGAUGUCCAUCUUGGGGACGUCCUUCAAAAUGGACUUAGCGGGCAAGAACGCUGGGAGCAUGUUUGGACCUGGCAUCUAUAUGGCAGAAUCGUCCGUGAAAGCCGAUGAGUACGCCCGGGAUGACACCAGCGGCUCCUACGCAGGUCUCUUUGCCGUCCUCUUCUGCCGUGCCUUGGUGGGCCGAUCCCUGCAGGUCACCGAUCCCGCGGACUAUGGGCCUCUGGUCACCAACGGAGACUUCCACUCGGUGGUCGGGGACCGCGAGCGCGCCGUGGGCACGUUUCGUGAGUUCGUCUUCUUUCAUGAAGAGUCCAUCUAUCCCGAGUUCGCGGUCUUCUACCGCAGAGAAUUGUAG
Molecule: messenger RNA, 1599 nt
Organism: Durusdinium trenchii
Lineage: Eukaryota; Dinophyceae; Suessiales; Symbiodiniaceae
Source: the annotation of a GenBank genome assembly